Messenger RNA from Oryzias melastigma (Indian medaka), 3590 nucleotides. RefSeq names its product protein phosphatase, Mg2+/Mn2+ dependent, 1G (gene ppm1g). The transcript is spliced from 14 exons. NCBI's taxonomy places the organism in Eukaryota, Metazoa, Chordata, Actinopteri, Beloniformes, Adrianichthyidae. The record is from RefSeq and is a predicted model, not a curated record. Bases 205 to 2097 code for a protein of 630 amino acids. Gene Ontology annotation, molecular function: protein serine/threonine phosphatase activity; cation binding. Gene Ontology annotation, cellular component: nucleoplasm. Gene Ontology annotation, biological process: protein dephosphorylation.
UUUGGAGUCGUGGAGACUGACAUAGCAUAACAUAGCAGCUUAAACAAAUUAAUUAAUAAUUAUUAUUUUGUUUUAUUUUUUCUUUUUCUUUUUUUUUUGAUUUAUAUAACGUUAUAUCGUAGUGUUGCAGGACUUUAUGGUUAUUUUUUUUAAAAUAAACGUUUGCCCCCCCACCCCCAACUUAUCUCCGCCAUGUUCCAGUAGAUGGCGGUAGUGAGCGUUCAAACGUCUUUGUUUACCCUAGGAAGACAGCGAAGAAGAAAUCAAAAGAGCAGCAGAAGAAGAAAAAUUAAAAGCAGCCGGAGAGGAGAAGAUAUCGGCUUUUACACGUGCACUCAUCCCUAUGUGAUUCUGUUUUCUGGAGCUGUAAUACUCGCAUCUUGCUCAGCUAGAACAUUCGAAAAGGCAACGACGAGCAUGGGGGCAUAUCUGUCGCAGCCUAACACCACCAAGACCUCCUCCGAUGGCGGCAACAGCAAAAUGAGCUACGGCUUCUCUGCCAUGCAAGGCUGGCGGGUUUCUAUGGAGGAUUCCCACAACUGCAUUCCAGACUUUGAUGAGGACACAGCCAUGUUUUCCGUAUAUGAUGGACAUGGAGGUGAAGAGGUGGCUCUAUACUGUUCUAAGUACCUCCCUGACAUAAUCAAAGAGCAGAAGACCUACAAAGAUGGCAAACUACAGAAGGCCCUGGAGGAUGCUUUUUUGGCCAUUGAUGGCAGGAUUACCACAGCAGAGGUUAUCAAGGAGCUGGUGCAGAUUUCUGGACGACUCAGUGAGGACCCACCUGCUGAAAAGGUUGCAGAGGAAGAUGACUUGGACACAGAGGAGGCCGCUUUGCUACACGAGGAGGCCACCAUGACUAUUGAGGAGCUGCUGGUCCGAUACGGACAAAACCUCAAUGCUGUCAAACACGCUGCAGCCAUCAGUGCGGCAGCUAAGAAGGCUGCCGGCGGGGAUGCUGAGGGCGCAGGACAGAAAGAAGAAGGUGAGGAGAAAGAAAAGAAAGACGGCCUCAAUGGAGAAGUGGAGGAGGGGAGCAAUAAAAAGGUGAAAGAGGGAGAUGGAGUGACACGAGGAGCGAAGCUGCGAGCCUGUCGGAGAACUGCAGGAGGGGAAGGGAAUAGUGCAGCUGCCACUGGCAAGUCUGAAAGUUCCAAUGGAGAAGAGAAGGCUGGUAAAACAGAGGGAGACGCUGGUCCUUCCUGCUCCUCGGCGUCCUCAAAGACUCCUGGAGACUCCAAGUCGAGGUUUUUCGAUGACAGUGAAGAAUCUGAGGAAGGAGAGGAGGAAGACGGCAGUGACGAGGAGGAUGGCAGUGAAGAGGAAGAAGGUGACAGCAGUGAGUUAGAGGAAGAGGAUACUGAGGAGGGAGAGGAAGACUCCGAGGAUGAGGAAGAGGAGGAGAUGUGUCUGCCUGGAAUGGACGGCAAAGAAGAGCCUGGCUCAGACAGCGGAACCACAGCUGUCGUGGCGCUGAUCCGAGGGAAGCAGCUGAUUGUGGCCAACGCAGGAGACUCUCGCUGCGUGGUGUCUGAACGUGGCAAAGCUGUCGACAUGUCGUAUGACCACAAGCCAGAGGACGAGGUGGAGCUGGCUCGCAUCAAAAACGCUGGAGGAAAAGUGACUAUGGACGGACGAGUCAACGGAGGGCUGAACCUCUCCAGAGCCAUCGGUGACCACUUCUAUAAGAGGAACGACGCUCUGCCUCCAGAAGAGCAGAUGAUUUCUGCCAUGCCGGACGUUAAAGUUCUGACGCUGAACGAGGAUCACGACUUCAUGGUUAUUGCCUGUGAUGGAAUCUGGAACGUUUUAAGCAGUCAGGAGGUGGUGGACUUCAUCAGUGAGAGGCUCAAGCCAGACGAGAGUGGUGAAAGUAGACCUCUAUCUUCUAUCGUGGAAGAGCUGUUGGACCACUGUUUGGCUCCUGACACGUCUGGAGACGGCACAGGAUGUGACAACAUGACCUGUAUCAUCGUCACCUUCCAGCCACUCCUCACUCCGUCAGAGGACACGAAGAAGAGGAAGAUUCGCGAGGAGGCGGAAGAGACUGAGACGGACAAGAGCGACAACGACGGCAAAAAGGCUAAACUCGAUUAAAGAAGGAGUGAACCUUUCCCAGACGGGGCACCAGGUCCCACAUUACUCUAGAUCCACCAGAGACGCAUUCUGUCCAAAUUUAAACCCCUUACCUCAUAAACAAAGUGUCACCCUGAAGCAGGCGUCACAAAGACUGUAUGUGCGUUCAAAGGUCCACUGAUCUCGGAUCAUCUCUAUAGUUCUUUGUGUUCUGUUCUAGGUGGAUUUAUGACAAUAACACAACCCUCUAAAUCAUUUUUGCUAGGUCCAAAUGGGAAGAAAAGUUGGACAAACUUUAAGUUUAAAAUCAAAUUUGCUGCCUUGCUCAACAGCACUGCAGCUUCCAUUCAUUUGUCACUAAAAGGCUUCAGGAAGAGGCAGCCAUCGUUUGUAAUCAUUACAGUCCUGCACUGCACUCAGAUUCCACUUGGCAGCUUCCGUUCGUCUCGACAAAAGCUUGAAAGUAGUUCAGUCUGGUGUGUAUUUAACAGUUAGACACGUGCUCACCGUUGUGGCUUUCCGGCAUAAAAUGUGCACGUUUACGCCACAAAACUUCCGAAUGGUGUGUUGUGGCAAGAAAAGGCACCUCUUAAAGGUAACCGAGGAUGAAGUGGAUACAUUGUGGGAUGUAAUUGUUCGAUUAACCCUAAUUGAAGCUUCAUAACGCAGUGAGAGCAGACUGUGUGUUGUUACUCCACGUGUGUUGGUACUGUGUUUCAGGCUCCACUGCUGAACUCUCCACCUUCAUGUCUCUAACUCGUCACCAGGGGGCUGGAGCUGAUGGAUGUGGGGUGCCAGUCCACAUGUGCUAGGUCUUCAUAAACAAUGCAGUUUCGUGUUUUUUUUUUUUUUCUUGUUCCAUUCAAGCUCUUUCCUGCUAUUAUUUUUUGUUCAUUCCUUAAAGAGUGUGUUAUUUUGAUCAGUGUAAAUUGUUCACGUCGGAAGAGAAAGUUUGAAUUCAGUUUCACCAGUUGGACAUGAAUCUUUUAAUUAUCCAGAAAUGAGUUUGUCACGCCGGUCCCUGCUCCAAUGCCUUUUUAAAAAUGAUCUUUAGGACGAGUUUUAAGGGAAGACUUUCUAUUUUCCACUUUUGGUGAAUCAGACCUGUAACCAUUUUUGAGGGAGGAGCUUUUUUUUUUUUUUUUUUCUCGGUGAGCACAGUCGGAGAAUGCCUUAAGGCUAGACUGGACUGUGGAUGAAAACAAUGCACAAAGUUAUUUUUCUGAGGGGAAAAAACAAAUUGUGGUUGAGAAAACCGAUGCAGGUGUGAGUGUUAAUUUUUUUUUCUAAUUUUAUUUACAGAAGUCUCAUUUAAAUCAUUGUGACUGUAAGUUUCUAGUGUACUUUCUUGUCAACAUGCCAUUUCUUUCUGUAAAUAGAUUUUUCAAUUCUUGUAAUUGGGGGGGAAAAAAUUGCAUUUUCUUUGUGAGUCAAUGUGACAUUUUGGUGCAUACUCUUUUGACACCAGUAUGUAAGUACAUACAAAAUACAUUUUCUAAAUAAUUUGAAGUUCA